GGAAGUGAACAGUAAUUUAGCAUUUUUUUCCAAUUUCCACGUUAGCGUUUUUGUUGUUAUUUAGACGUUUAUUAACAUCAUGGUACUCAAAAUAUUACUAUUUUAACUGCACAGCAUCACAUAAUUAUCGCAGGUGGUCUUUAAUUCGCGCUGGAAACAGGACGUGGUUGAUAGAGCUAGCUAGCUGCUAACAAUGGCUAACUGUAUGGUUUUUCACACUCAAAUAGCCUCCAUCAUGGAGGUGCUAGCGAAUGCAGCCGUGGCAGAGAUCUGUAAACUUGUAGACGACGACUAUAAAGUGUUUCGUUUGGAAAUGUCUCAAAGCCAGAAAGAAAACAAGGGGUUGCGGAGGAAACUACAACUAAUGGACUGGAAGGUGGCACGGGAGCGCGCAGAGAGGACAAUACGAGAGCGCGUCCCCGCCAGUCGUCCCAGUAGUGUCAAGAUCCUCGACCGAUACAGAGGAAUGGCAAGAGUUGAAGGACAUCUCACUGUAGGCCACAAGAGCUUUGUGAAGCCAGCGGGACACAAUGCGUGGAGAGAUGACCAACCCAUAGCUAUAGAUGAGGGGACUGGAACCUCAACCCAACAUGUUAUUGUGAUAGAGUCUGCAGAGGCUGCAGGUCCUGAAGGAUCGUCUCUGGUCAAGCAGGAGAGGACUGAAGGAGACGACCCACAACACAGCAGAGACAUCCAGACUGGAGCAGCGGCUGGAGUGGCACCCCCUGUAGCUAUGGACUACCUCGCCACCACCCCCCAGCCCAGGACCCGACGUAGCAUUACGGAGGUGGAUGGCUGGAGGCUAACAGAGGAGACUGGGUGGCCAUCUUGGUUUCCCAAACCCAGACCGGUGCAGCCAAGGGCCCAUGGGACAACAUCAAUGAGCAGGCCUGGACCAGAGAUAGGUCAGUGGAUGGGACAGCGUCUUCAACUCUGGCCUGGGGAAGAACACUGCUAACCACAACCAGAAACAGACAGUGGAACACAAAACAACAACCAAAUUUAGUCUCCAUGACAAGAGAAUGGAUGAGACCAGUGCGAGGUGUAGAUUUGGUCUGCGGGGACGGGGAGGCCAGGUUCGUAUGCAGCAGGAACGAACAGAGAAAGACUCGGCUAGCGAUGCUCCGUUCUGCUCCUAUAGUUGUGAUUCAGAGACUGAUGACGUCUCAUGUUAACCCCCCAACAUGUGCUGCCUUCAGCCUGCGUUCUUUAGGAUCUAUCAACUGGAACAUGAACCCUGCGACAACAGACACCCCCUGGCCUUCAUCCUCCUCACAGUCUCCUGUUAAACCAGACCUCAGACAAUGCCAGUACCUUAACAGUAAAUGGCUACACAAGCCCAUUGACAAAUGACAGUAGUAGUAACGCCAUCAGUAUAUCUGUUGGCAAAGAGUAGCGCAUCCCAUGUUCAUUCUGUGGGAAAGCCUUCAGUUUCCCCAAACAGGUGGAGAUCCACCAGAGGAUGCACACGGAGGAGAAACCAUUCGGCUGCCACCUGUGCUGGGCCAGUUUCUCCCACUAGUCCAAGCUGAAGAGGCACCAAAGGGUCCACACAGGGGAGAAACCCUACAACUGCCCCCAGUGUGAGAAGAGGUUCUCUCACAAGCACCAACUGAAGAUGCACACGGGAGAGAGGCCGUUCGCCUGUAUUCACUGUGGGAAGAGGUUCUCAGAAAGGAGCUAUCUCAGGAUACAUCAGCAGAAAAUGCACAUGGCCCAUGUAUAGAGUAUAGUGAUAUGUAACAUAGUGCUAGUUAGUUUUUGUAAUUAAUUAUAUUCAUUUUGAAUGUUUAGGGAACUGAGAAAAGAAUGAGUGAUGAGGCAGAGUAGAUGAUAUGGUGAUGGUUGGUGUGAUGGUAUCUGUAAAAAUGCUUCACUGAUGAAGAGUGAACUAAUUCUCUUUAGGUUGAUGCUGGUGUUUUAUAGUAAGAUAGUGCCUUAAUUCAUGUUUACUUGACAUAAAAUAGUGAAGCCUUUUUAAUGUUAUGAACCUUUUCCAAAGUAUUCUAAAAUGUUUUUUUUUAUCAAAGCAAGGGUGGCAGAUUUACAGAAAAGGUAGUGUUACCAUAGUGAGAAAAGUUAUCCUACUUGUCAUGUAUCGUUUUGUGCAGUAAACAUUUUGUACUUCACUAUGUGAUGGUAUGACCAUUUUAAUUAAAUUAAAUACAAAAUUGA
Molecule: messenger RNA, 2175 nt
Organism: Oncorhynchus masou masou (cherry salmon)
Lineage: Eukaryota; Metazoa; Chordata; Actinopteri; Salmoniformes; Salmonidae
Product: zinc finger protein 354A-like
Exons: 4
Coding region: 194-958 (254 amino acids)
Biological process (GO): regulation of transcription by RNA polymerase II
Cellular component (GO): nucleoplasm
Molecular function (GO): RNA polymerase II cis-regulatory region sequence-specific DNA binding; DNA-binding transcription repressor activity, RNA polymerase II-specific
Source: RefSeq, a predicted model, not a curated record